CAUCCCAAUAAGCAUUAGUACUAGUGUAAUAAAUAAACUAAACAUAACGAGAAGAACACCAACAAUCUCUCUCGCUUACUGGUUCGUGGUUUUUCCUUCAAUUCCGGUCAAAAUUCUUCCCCUUUUGUCAUCCGGAAUAUCUAAUUCGACUUGAGUUGCUGAAUUGAUCAUUUCAAAAAAGGUGGGUUGGUUUAAUUGGAGCAUUUAACGAGGAAUAUAUAAAUAUAGCUGACGAGUUUUGCAGAAAUGGCGGCUAUAGCUGGCCCGGAGAUACAUGGCUUCCGAACCAUGAAAGACUUAGAUAUUGGCAACAUACUGGAGGAGGCCAAGGGAAGAUGGCUUCGGCCAAAUGAGAUUCAUGCUAUACUCUGCAACUACAAGCACUUUAAUGUACAAGUCAAGCCAGUCAACUUGCCUCCAAGUGGCACAAUUGUGUUAUUUGAUCGGAAGAUGCUUAGGAAUUUUCGGAAGGAUGGUCAUAGUUGGAAGAAAAAAAAGGAUGGGAAAACUGUCAAAGAAGCACAUGAACACUUGAAAGUUGGUAACGAGGAGAGGAUUCAUGUAUACUAUGCACAUGGAGAAGAUAACCCAACAUUUGUUCGAAGAUGCUAUUGGCUACUUGACAAGUCACUGGAACACGUAGUCCUCGUUCAUUAUCGUGAAACUCAGGAGGGUUCUCCAUCAACGCCAUUGAAUUCAAAUUCUAGUUCCGCUCUUUCUGAUCCAUCUCAAUCUUUGGUCAUAUCAGAAGAAUCUGAUUCAGCAGCAGACCGGGCAUAUUACUCUAGAGAGAGAGCAGAUUUAGAUCCUAAUUGUAGUGUGAACAUAAAAGAUCAUGAAUUGAGGCUUCAUGAGAUUAACACACUGGAAUGGGAUGAGCUUCUUGUGCAAGAUGACCCCAACAAGCUAAUUGGACCUCAAGAAGGAAAAUAUUCAUCCGAGCUAUCUUAUCAGUACGACAUGAAUGGUUAUGGAAUUACUGGUGACUCCAUCUCAGAUAACAAAUUGCCUGUAGAGAGUUAUUUGGAAAAAUUCCCCGGGCAAGUUUCAAUGAACAAUUCUGGUAACCUUAAUGUUCCAGCCAAUUUAUGCUUUCAAACAAUGGGAGCUCCAACUGCAAACUUACUACUGAAGGAUUCGGAACAGAUGACAUUGUUUGCUGGUGAUUCCUUAGAACAUGCCAGCAAGGAUGGUCUGCAAACUCAGGACAGUUUUGGGAAGUGGAUUAGUAAUGUUAUUGCUGAUUCUCCUUUGCCGUUGGAUGACACAAAGAUAUUCAACAUAACUGAAAUUUCUCCUUCCUGGGCUCUUUCGAGUGAAGAAACAAAGAUCUUGGUGGUCGGAUAUUUUCAUGAAGGGCAAUCUAACCUGGCAAAGUCUAAUUUGUUUUGCAUCUGUGGAAAUGCUUGUACUCGUGCAGAACCUGUCCAAAGUGGCGUAUUUCGUUGUGUGGUCUCCCCUCAAGCACCAGCUUUUGUAAACCUUUUUUUGAGCUUUGAUGGUCAUACACCCAUAAGCCAAGUUGUGAUGUUUGAGUUCCGUGGACCCAUUGUCGAUAAUCCUGCAAUCUCAGAGGAGAGGUCUAGUUGGGAAGAAUUUGAAGUUCAGAUGAGACUUGCUCAUUUGCUUUUCUCUACAUCUAGGAGCUUUAACAUUUUAUCAACCAAGGUAACACCAACUGCCUUGAAGGAAGCCAAGAAUUUUGCUCGCAAGACCUCACAUAUAAAAAAUCACUGGGAAUUUUUGACAAAAUCAAUAAAGGCCAAGGAAAUCUCUUUCCCAGACGCCAAGAACUGCUUGUUUGAACUGACUUUGCAAAACAGGUUAUUGGAAUGGUUGUUGGAAAGAGUAGCGGAAGGGUGUCAAAUCUCUGAACGUGAUGAACAAGGCCUAGGUGUAAUACAUUUGUGUGCUAUCCUAGGUUAUACUUGGGCUGUCUAUCCAUUUUCAUGGUCUGGCUUAUCAAUAGAUUAUCGAGAUAAGUUUGGAUGGACAGCUCUUCAUUGGGCUGCAUAUUAUGGAAGGGAGCCAAUGGUUGCAAAGCUUCUAACUGCUGGAGCAAAGGCAAAUUUGGUGACAGACCCGACUUCAGAAAAUCCUGGUGGAUUCACUGCUGCUGAUCUUGCAUCUAAAAAUGGUCAUGAGGGUUUGGGGGCAUAUCUUGCAGAGAAGGCAUUGGUUCAACACUUUCAGGAUAUGACCUUAGCUGGAAAUGUCAGUGGUUCACUUCAUACUGCCAAAAGUGAUUCAGUAGAACCUGGAAACUUCAGUGAGGAUGAGUUGUAUCUAAAGGAUACUCUAGCAGCCUACCGCACUGCUGCUGAUGCUGCUGCACGCAUACAGGCUGCAUUCAGGGAGCACUCCCUCAAGGUUCAAACUCUAGCAGUUGAGUCUUCUAAUCCAGAGAUUGAAGCACGUAAUAUAGUUGCAGCUAUGAAGAUUCAGCAUGCUUUCCGUAACUUCGAGACAAGGAAAAAGAUGGCUGCUGCUGCUAGGAUUCAACACAGGUUUCGUACUUGGAAGAUGCGAAGAGAUUUUCUUAACAUGCGUCGGCAAGCCAUUAGAAUUCAAGCUGUAUUCCGGGGAUUUCAAGUCCGGAAGCAAUACCGAAAAAUUAUAUGGUCAGUUGGAGUGCUUGAGAAAGCAAUUUUGCGCUGGCGCUUGAAGAGGAAAGGCUUUCGUGGGCUUCAUGUUAAUCCUGAUGAAGUUGUCAAUAAUCAGAAGGAAGAAAAUGAUGUGGAGGAGGACUUCUUCCGGGCAAGCAGGAAACAAGCUGAGGAGCGUGUUGAGAGAUCUGUUGUCCGAGUACAAGCAAUGUUCCGCUCUAAGCUUGCCCAAGAAGAGUACAGGCGGAUGAAGCUUGCUCACAACAACGCAGCGCGGGAAUAUGAGGAGUUCGAAAAUCCUGAUGGGAUGAGACAAGACUGAGUGGCAAGCCUUUUCUUUGGUUUAUAUCAUUAGCACAAGAAGAUAUGAUGGCUUCAGUAUUGCAAGUGGAGCUUGGGUUGAAGUAGCACCAAUAUAUGUACAUCUUGUAAAUAUUGUAGUUUUAAGACGAUGCUGGAUUGUGACCUUUUUUUUUCACGUUUUAUGGAAAUGAGGGUCAUACUGUCCAUUUGCUUUUUCAAGUAUUGGAAGCCGUUGAGGCUGCUUGGAAGAUUGCUGUUAUUAGCUCUUUCCAUCCUGAUGUUUUGGUCUUACCUGGAAACUAGAUUCCAGAGGAUGUAGUAUCCAGAGAAAACUCUAAUGCCCUCUUACAUUGAACUGAUUGAAGUGUCUAUGGGUGCUGCUGCUCCUAUUUGGUGUUAGUUAUGGAGACCAUGGGUGCUGAUGAUAUUGGUGAA
Molecule: messenger RNA, 3344 nt
Organism: Coffea eugenioides
Lineage: Eukaryota; Viridiplantae; Streptophyta; Magnoliopsida; Gentianales; Rubiaceae
Product: calmodulin-binding transcription activator 5
Exons: 13
Coding region: 247-2928 (893 amino acids)
Biological process (GO): regulation of transcription by RNA polymerase II
Cellular component (GO): nucleus
Molecular function (GO): double-stranded DNA binding; protein binding; transcription coregulator activity
Source: RefSeq, a predicted model, not a curated record